This is a messenger RNA of Aedes aegypti (yellow fever mosquito), 3474 nucleotides long. It is a transcript of the gene Lmpt, whose product is annotated as four and a half LIM domains protein 2. The transcript is spliced from 9 exons. NCBI's taxonomy places the organism in Eukaryota, Metazoa, Arthropoda, Insecta, Diptera, Culicidae. Gene Ontology annotation, cellular component: nucleus; Z disc. The record is from RefSeq and is a predicted model, not a curated record. The coding region runs from base 296 to 1960 and encodes 554 amino acids. Gene Ontology annotation, molecular function: transcription coregulator activity; zinc ion binding.
GAGUGAUGAAUUAGGAAAUUAGCAUCCAUUAGCAUCGUCUCCGUGGCUAUUCAAUAAAAGUUAUCCCCAGGCAGACAGCAAUAGUGAUGGCAUCUGGCGAGACGAACGGAACAAAACGAUAAACAAGAAGUGGUUUAAAAGGUUAAAAUCUCAUGUUUCGACUAAGCGGAAAAGAAAUCUAGUGGAAAAAGUGCUGAAACUUGUACAACGUGAAGAAAUCCAUCAAUAGUAUUACUUACCAUUCAGCAGUAUCAGUCGAAAACGGAAGUGAUUGACGGAGAAGCGAACGGAAGCUAUGCUAGACCUGCAGCGACACAUUGACUGUCCGCUGUGGGAAGUGCUUGGAAGUCCACUGAUACCAUGGACCGGAAUGCGAUAUGCUUGCAUCAAGGUGCUGCACGCGUACUGCAAGGUGUUCGACCAAGAGGAACUGUACGAUCUAGUUGUCAGAAAAACCUGCCAGGAGUGUAAAUGUCCGCGGGAAACGCAUGCCGUCUAUCACGAACAGCUGACUUCGGUGCGGGAGCGGUUAGGUUUCAAACAUGACUCCAAUACCAGCCGGGUGGAUCCGAGGCAGAUGGGGUACACCUGGGUUCCGCCGGGAAUACUCACAUCGGCAAAGAUUCAACGGUACUUCGAUGUGAUCCCAUCGGAAAAGGUCCCAAAGAUUGGCACCCAGGGCGAACGAUUCCGAGACAAACAACUGGUCUACCAACUGCCAAAGCAAGACCUAGCCCUAGCGUUUUGCAAACACGUCGAGGAGACGAACCGAAGUUCCUACGAAGAUUUCGUUGCGGCCCGUAACGAAAUCGCCUUGGAUAUAGGCUAUGUGAAAGACACCCCAGCCAAGGCGCAAUGUGCCGGUUGCGGCGAUAUGCUGAACCAGGGAGAGAUGGCUGUGACGGCGCCAAAGUUCCGGGACCAAAUUCUGUGGCACCCCAGAUGCUUCAAGUGCACCACCUGUGAUGAGCUGCUAGUCGACCUGACGUAUUGCGUCCACGACGAUCAAAUCUACUGCGAGCGACAUUACGCCGAACUGCUGAAGCCCCGGUGCAAUGCAUGUGAUGAGCUAAUUUUCAGUGGCGAGUACACCAAGGCCAUGUCGAAGGAUUGGCAUUCGGGUCACUUCUGCUGUUGGCAGUGCGACGAAAGUCUCACCGGUCAGCGGUAUGUUCUGCGUGACGAGCAUCCCUACUGCAUCAAAUGCUACGAGAAUGUGUUUGCCAACGUUUGUGAGGAGUGCAACAAGACGAUCGGCAUCGAUUCUAAGGACCUGUCCUACAAAGACAAGCACUGGCACGAAGCAUGCUUCCUGUGCAAUAAGUGUCGCAUCUCGCUAGUCGACAAACAGUUUGGCUCCAAGGCCGACAAGAUCUACUGCGGAAACUGCUACGAUGCCCAGUUUGCUUCCAGAUGUGACGGCUGUGGGGAAAUCUUCCGUGCUGGAACCAAAAAGAUGGAAUACAAGACCAGACAGUGGCACGAGAAGUGCUUCUGCUGCUGUGUCUGCAAAACCGCCAUCGGUACCAAAUCCUUUAUCCCCCGUGAGCAGGAGAUCUACUGCGCCGGAUGCUACGAGGAAAAGUACGCAACCCGUUGCAUCAAGUGCAAGAAGAUUAUCACCAGCGGCGGUGUGACCUACAAGAACGAACCGUGGCAUCGUGAGUGCUUCACCUGCACCCACUGUCAGGUGUCCCUGGCUGGACAGCGCUUCACCAGCCGUGACGAAAAGCCAUACUGUGCCGAGUGCUUCGGAGAACUGUUCGCCAAGAGAUGCACCGCUUGUGUCAAGCCAAUCACAGGAAUCGGCGGUACCCGUUUCAUCUCGUUCGAAGAUCGUCACUGGCAUAACGAUUGCUUCAUCUGCGCCAUUUGCAAAACGUCACUGGUUGGCCGUGGAUUCAUCACCGAUGAACAGGACGUCAUCUGUCCGGAAUGUGCCAAGCAGAAGCUGAUGUAAGAUGUUAAAAAAACAAAAACCAACCCGUCAGUGGGAUUUCACUAAACAAAAUUGUACACAAAUCUUCACACACCCCAACUCACAACACAUUGUAGAAAACGAAACACAAAAAAUAAAACCAUUUCUCUCUCUAAAUUGCAAACGAAAGCAACUGAAACUAUUGUUACAACGAAACAAAAAAAACAACACAAUGAUAUUCUAAAAGCAAACAACUAUGUGUUUUAGAGGAAUUGAAAAUGUAUAUGUUAAUUCGAUGGAUGAACAACAAAACUACCACAGCAGUGAAGUAGUCUUUCACAGUGUACUAGAAUUGUCAAACGACCCGAUGGUGGCCAUUUUGAAAAGCGCUUUUCCGAAUAUUUUAUAUGGUGUCAUUGUUGAAGUCUUUUGAAAACAAAGAUCACUCAUUGCCCUUCAUUUUUUAAAUAACUGUCGCUUCAAGAACUUGUUUUAUGGUUAGAUUGAAACGAUAAUUUCCUCGAACAAUCGAUAAAAUGUAUUAAACAGUUGAAUUGCCAUAAGAAUGUUUUCAAAGGACACAGAUUUGAUAAUAUAUUUUUUUAACGUGUGCUUAAAAUAUAUCUUUUAUCGAAAACUUUUAUUCUGUGAAGACAGUUUUAGGACGAAAAUAAGUAGUUGGCUUUAUUUUAGCAGAGACACUUUCAAAGCAACACAAACACUCACACAAGAGAUUAGCGGGAACGGCCUAUAUUCACAAAAGUUGCCUUUUACUAAGAACAAAACUAUAAGAAACAAACAUCAAAACCUACACCUUAUAUGAACAGGAGACAAAUUUUAAAUAAAAUACGAUUGUCGUUCUAGUUUUUAACGGCUUUUUAUCGAAGAAAUGAGAUGAACAGAAACAAAAUAUUAAAAAAAAGUAUUUAAGAGAGUAGAACGCAAAAAAAUGCUUUCACAAAGAAAAUAUAUCCCUAAUAUUGAUCGCUUAUCUUCCCCUCUUUAUGUUAUAUGUUGUUAUUUCUAAGCUUAAAGAAUAAAGAAGAAAAAUCAAUUAUUACCUACUGUUAAUCUAGGCGGUCGACGAAAGAAAGAAAACUGUAUUUAAACGAAGGCAGAACAUUAUUAUUAGAGCACUCUAUCAGAGAUGAUUGACUUAACAUUUACUAAAGAUAAUCCUAAUCCUAGAAAAGAUGAACCAGAAGCAGGAGGAAACAACCCUCGAGAGUAGGAUAGCGCUUAAGAUCAUGACUCAUUGAUCUGUCCCUUCUCUGUCACAUCAGAAGCAGUAUCGUAUAACGAAUAUUUUUAUUGAUUAAAUUAUUAUUUAUUCAUAUUAACACCUCGAUUACCAUUAUGUUGAUAACAGGAAACUUUAGGAAAGGCAAAAUGCCUGUGUAUAUCGUACGGAAGAAUGCUGGUGGUUAAAAAGGUACAUACAUAUAAAAAAGUAUAUCAAAUCAGAAAAAAAACGCUAAUAAUUUCACCUCUUCUUUGUUAUUAUUAAUAAUUUUAGCGAUAGUUGGAUUUUUCAAUAAAUAAAUUAUCUCUUCGAA